This is a messenger RNA of Cylicostephanus goldi, 665 nucleotides long. NCBI's taxonomy places the organism in Eukaryota, Metazoa, Nematoda, Chromadorea, Rhabditida, Strongylidae. The record is from the annotation of a GenBank genome assembly.
AUGGCGGAGUUGCAUGAGCAACUUGCAAAAUGGUUGGAAAAGAAGGUUGAGAAGGAUCCUGCUUGGCAUGGAAUUCGGGUAUUUCUGUCAGGACAUGAUGUCGGUUAUCUCCUCACUUUCACUUUUUGCCCUGGAGAAGGUGAACAUAAAAUAAUGGAUUUUAUAAGACACGAAAGGACUUUGGAUGGAUAUGAUCCUAAUACUCGUCAUUGUAUGUAUGGACUCGAUGCCGAUCUCUUGAUGUUGGGAAUAUGCUCGCACGAGCCUCAUUUCUCGCUUUUACGAGAGGAGGUAAAGUUUACUCGACCUCCUAAAAGCUCAUCUUCAAAUCCUAAGAGGGCCAACCCUUCGCAAAUCAACUUCCAUUUACUACAUCUUUCUUUAUUAAGAGAGUAUCUCUCGUGGGAAUUCUAUCCACUCAAGGCCACACUGCCAUUUCCUUAUGAUAUGGAGCGAAUUAUUGAUGAUUGGGUUCUAAUGGGCUUUCUUAUUGGUAACGAUUUCAUUCCUCACUUACCUUAUGUUCACAUACACGAUGACGCGCUGCCACUACUGUAUAAAACUUACAUACAAGUUCUUCCCACCCUGAAAGGUAAGCUUUUACUUUUUAAGAUCUGUGUGUUCAUAUCUUGCUCAUUGCAAUCUUGUCUUCAUAUGUACUAGCU